AUGUUCUUCAGUUGUGGCGUAAAUAGCUGCUCGACCGGUCGCCAAUUAGUUGUCAGUGAAUCAGUGCCCGAAGAGCUAUUGCGCGAUCCGCCGUCGCAAGCGCUUCGAACUCUAUCUCCGAUCUCACCGCCACCGCCGCCGGCGAAUCUUGUCGCCUGUUCAGCACCUACCUCAAGUUGUGAUACUAGUCGCUCGUGUUCGCCGUCAGUUCGAGCCGAACGCAUUGUACCCGGCAAGUGGACGCAUAUUUCUGGCCGAAUCUCGGUUCGACCGCUAACGCCGUCCGAAGCCGAAACCGCGCUUUCAAGACAGAAAGAGCAAGAGCGUCAGCGACGCAACCAAGAAGGAGCCAUGGAUGACCACGACGACACCCGUAGUUCGGAUGGUACAAUCCAUAUCCCCUCAAAUGAUGAAGAUACGAGAAGCAUUCGCCCGAAAGAGCCGACGCCGGAGAGUCCGGGUUCGCGAUCGAACUAUGGAGAAUUCUACUGGGAUACUUCUGGCGAGAACAACUACCAUAACACCUCAUCGUUCGAUGAUGACUUGCUGCUUGAAAUCGACAACUCGUCGCGUUCCGUUGCCGCCGCGCGAUUGGAUCGCACCCAGGAUGAUUUGAACAAGUUCCGCCAACGUAUUGACAACAACGUGGAACAACAGAAAGAGUACAGCGAGAUGAUGGCUGCGCUUCAAAACAAAGUUCUUGAGUACCGCAAGCAUAUCGCGGAGCUUGAAGGUCGCAUGGUUGGAGCUCGUGGAAGAAUUCUCGAUGAUCCAUCGACCAACGUCAUGAUUUUCGAUAACUAUGAUCCAGCUAGCAACACUUUUAUCACCAAUCACAAUGUUGAGCUUUGGAGUCCAGCUCGUGGAAGACGCGAUGUCAUCAACAUUGGCGGUGGCGGUGGCGCUGUCGCCGGUGAUCCGAACGCAAACUAUGAAAUGAUUGCAAGACUCGACGAGGAGCGCCGUCGUGCCGAUGAAUAUCGUAUGCAAUGGGAAAAUGAACGACAAAAGUCGUUGGCAUUGGAGGAUGAGAAUGAACGACUUCGCCGCGAGUUUGAAAGAUAUGCGAAUGAUUCUAGGGAUAAGGAGAAAUCGUAUAUCAAUCGCGAGAAAAACCUCGCUCAAUAUCUCAGCGAUGAGCAACGCAAGAUGCUUGACCUCUGGACUGAGCUUCAGCGUGUCCGCAAACAGUUCGCUGAUCUCAAAUCUCAGACCGAAGAAGAUCUUGAGAGACAGAAGUCGGACUUCACUCGCGCUCUAAGAAAUGUCAACACGAUUUCGAGAAAUAUCAAUCUCGUUGGGGGUGAUGGACUAUCUGGUGGUGCUGGUGGAAUUGCUUUUGAUGAUGGUGAAGGCAAUGUCACCCGUACGUCAAACAAUUAUGAGAAGGUCUUGAUUGAAACGAUCCGUAAGGUGGCUGGCACUGGAUCCUCUGCUUCUAACAACCUCGAAUUGCUUGAGGAGCUUCGCCGCGUUCGUGGAGGCGGUGGCAGUUCUGAAGGUGAUGCCGAGCUUCACAAAGAGCUCAUUAAGAAAUACGAGGAAUCGAUUGAGCGAAACAUUGAGCUUGAGUCGAAGGGUGACGAUGCGCAGAGAAAGAUCGCCGAACUUGAGGCAGAACUCAGAAGAAAUAAAGAGAAGCUCUCAGAAUCGCAAAAUGCUCUAAAGAAGAUUCACGAAAUGGCUCAGGAUAGCGAGAGAAGCAGUGAUGGAGCGAUUAGAACGCGAUCGUUGUCACCAGGAAAGACCCCACUUCCACCUGCUGAAGCCCUUCGAGCGGUUCGUAACACUUUCCGCAACAAGGAUAAUGAUAUUCAACAGCUUGAAAGAAAGCUGAAAAUCGCUGAAAACCAGGUCAAAGAAUUCCUGAACAAGUUCGAGAAUGCUGAUGAAGCUCGCCGUCGUUUGGACAAACAACUUGCCGAUGCUAAACGCGAGAUUAGCAACAUGCAGAAGAGCAUUGAAGAACUCGAGAGAAAUGGCCGGCGCACUGAAGACAAACUUCGAGCAUCGGAAGCCGAGAGAAUUGCCGCCGACAAAGCGCGCAAAUUCUUGGAGGAAGAGCUUGCCAAACUUCAAGCAUCCUUCCAGCAAGCUUCGACUGAUGACGUCAGAAAGUUGCGCGAUGAGAUGGAUGAGCAGGCCAACUCGAUUCAAGAAGAGUUCAAACUUCGCAUUGAUGAUCUCAAUCGAAGAAUUGAGAAUCUCCUCCGCGAGAACAAUCGUCUUAAAUCGGAAGUCAAUCCGUUGAAGGACAAAUAUCGCGACUUGGAAAAUGAGUUUGCUAACGUUCAACGAAGAAUCGAGGAGAAAGAUACCCAAUUGCGCUAUUCGGAUGAUAUGCGUAAAAACAUCCAAAAGGAUCUGGAUGAUCUUCGAGAAAAGUAUGAUCGCGCCCAUGUCGACAAUGAAAAGCUAUUGUCUGACUUGGAACAUGCUCAAAAAGCUGCUCAUCUUGCCGAACAACAAUUGAAAGAGAUCAAGAUCCAACGUGACGAUUAUCAGAAGCAAAAAGAUGAAAACGCUCGCGCUCUAUUUGACAUCCGUCACAAACUUGAGUCGGAGAUCAAGUCGCGUCAAGAUUUUGAACGAAACGGAAACCGAAAUAAUGAGGAAAUUCAAAGAUUGAAGCAGAUAAUUAGCGACCAUGAGAGCCAAGUGAACCUAUUGCGUCGUCACAAUGAUGAACUCGACACUACCAUCAAGGGACUUCAAGGAAAAAUCACUCAGUUGGAGAAUGAGCUUCAUUCAAGAAAUGGAGAAAUUGAGAAAAUCAAUGAUCUCAAUCAACGCCUGCAAAAAGAGAAACAAGAUAUACUCAACCAGAAGCUCAAGCUUGAUGGAGACAUUCAAGCUUUGAAAGAGACUAUUCGUAAGCUUGAAGUGGAGCUUGAGAAACUUCGCAAAGAAAACAGCGAACUAAUCGCAAAAGAAGCUCGCGCCAAGGAUGCGGCAACACAGCACAUGAAUCGUGCUAACCUUCUCAACAAAGAAUUGGAAGACACUAAACAGGAUUUGAAACAUUCUGGAGACAAGAUCAAAUCACUCGAGGAUGAGAUUCGCGAUCUUCGCGAUCGUUUGAGCAAUGUUGGACGUGGAGGACGCACCACGAUCAAUGUUACCAAUGGAGGAAGAGGAGGUCUUGAUGACUCAACGUCAGGUGCUUCAAGAUCUCGUGGAUCUGUACCAGGGGGAGAUUCUCGAGGAACUGGAAGUGAUACACGUGGUCCAGGAAGCGAUGUUCGCAUUCCAGAUGUUGAAGAGCUUGAUUACGGAGGUAGACGCGAUACUCGCGCUACUGGUGAUGGUGAUGAGAUUGUGAUUCCAUCAUCCGACAAUAUUGACAUCAACAUUCAUGGUGGCGGCGGCGGUACCACUGAUGGCCGCGGAGGCACCACAACCGAUGGUCGUGGUCCGAUUGGCGGAAGCAGCCGCACUGACACGCGCGACAGAAUUGAGCGCAUUGAAAAGACCAUCAUCGAUCAUUAUCAUGAUGACGAAUUGGCUGAACACAAGAUUCGCGAGAUCAAUGAUCGCUGGAAGCGAGAGCUCGAACGUCUCGAGAAUGAAAAAGACGAUUUGGAGCGUCGCAUUCGAGAGCUUGAUGAUGAGCUUUCAAGAAUCGGUCGCGGAAGCGACAAACAAGAAAACGAUCUCGCCGAGUUGAAACGCAAACAUGCUGCGGAAAUUGAUAAGCUCAAGAGUGAAAUCAGUGCAAUGCAUGACAAGCAUCUCAGUGAUUUGGACGAUGAGAAGGAGCAGUACAAUAAGGUUGUUGAUCAGCUCAAGAAUGUUGAGGAUGACCUACGUGACAAAAUCAAUAACCUCGAAAAGCAACUUGCUGACUCUCUCAAUCGUGAGAAUGAAUUGGAACGCGAAAAGCGCAAUUUUGAUGAGAAAAUCAAUAGCCUUUACGGACAAAACCAGAAGCUUCGCGAUGAUUGGGAGGACUUCCGAAAUGAAACGGAUAAGGAAAUUCAAAAGUGGAAGACUGAUGCGUACACAGCUCGAUCAGAGACAAAAGCGUUGGAAACUGCCAACACUGGUUUGAAGGCUCAACUUCAAGCUGCCACCGAUCGCGUUGAUCAUUUGACGAAGACUGUCAAUGAUCAAACCGCAAAGAUCAGAGACAUGACAUCUCAAAUUCGGCGCCUUGAAGACGAAUUAUCCGACAGCAAAGCAAAUCUCGUUCAAAAGGAUAUGGACUUGGAAAGCAUUCAAAACAGAUUGAGGUCUUUGGAAGAGCAAUACAGCACUCUUCAAAGUGAUUCAAGCAAAUGGAGAAGCGACUUGGACGCGGCGCUUAGAGAAAAUGAUAUUCUCAAGAGUUCCAAUGCGAACCUUGAAACCGAGCUGAAUCGCCUUCGCAAUCGGCUGAAGAGCGUUGAAGAAGCGCUUAAAGAGUCAAAGAAUGCUUUAAGUCAUUUCAAGACUGAAAAGGAACGCCUCCAAAACGCUUUCCGCGAGAAGACCAAACAAGCUGAUCAUCUUAAUCAGCUCUCUUCACAAUUCGACAACAAACUCACCAAACUUCGCUCAGAAUUGCAAGAGACCAGUGACAAGCUCAUCUCGUCUGAUUCGGAAAGAAACGCACUUCGCAACGAGCUGCAAAAGCUCCAACAAGAACUGAAAUUCGGAAAUGAGCAGAUCCAACGCAAAUCUGAUGAGUAUCAAACAACAAUUGACGAUUUGGCUCAUGCUCACCGAGUAUCGGAAGAUGGAAGGCUCAAUGCUCUUCAAGAAUUGGAGGCCCGCAAAUAUGAAAUCAACGACUUGACAUCGCGCCUUGACAGCGCCGAGCAACGUCUGCUCGCUCUCCAACAAGACUACAUCAAGGCUGACUCUGAGCGCGACCUUCUUGCCGACGCACUUCGCCGCUUCCAAGCAUCAGCGAAUCGCGUCAUCAACUUCAACACAUUCGUUGACGGUGGAGUGUCAUCGACGUUCCCCGACACCAAGCCAUACGAUGGAACCGGUCCAGCCGGCGCCGGCUACCAUCAGACUGACAUCAAUAUUCUGAGCGGCGGCGGAAUUGGCGGCGGAAACACUGGAGGACCAGGCGAAUCUGAUUUCGGUCGAGAAAUCGAAAUAGGUCGCGGCGACUCGGAUGAUGUCGCUUUUCCUCGUUCCGUGCCAUUCCCGCCGGCAACAGAUUACAGCAGCACUAACAGAGGAGGUGUUGCUUCGGCUGGUGGUCGUGUGAUUUCGAACAUUGAUGGUACCACAACAGUCAAUGUUAAUGAUAAGUUCGACAUUAACAAUCUUGAAUCGACCCUGCAAAAUUUGCUCAACAAGAUUGAGAAGCUUGAAGUUGAACGCAAUGAACUCAAAGACACUCUUGCUCGCCUGAAGAAGAAGACUUCAGAAUCAACCACGACAAUCUCACAUCACGAAACUCGCUAUAGAAACAUUGAGGAUAACCUUCAGGAUAUUGAAGAUGAGAAGAGAGGAUUGGAGGCUCGUCUAUUAUCAGCAAAGACACUUCUGCGAUCCCAGGAAGAAGCCUUAAAACAACGUGACGAAGAAAGAAGACAGAUGAAGUCAAAGAUGGUUGCUGCUGAACUUCAGGCUCGUGGAAAGGAGGCUCAACUUCGUCAUCUCAAUGAACAACUCAAGAAUCUUCGAACUGAUCUUGACAAUGCGCAUGCUGAUGUUAGAGCUCUUCGCGACAAGGAGGAAGCUUGGGAUGCCACUCGCUUCCAACUCGAAACCAAGAUCCGCGAGAGUGACUCUGAUGCCAACAAACUUCAAUUGCAAAUCGCAUCCUUUGAAAGCGAGAGACAGACGUUGACCGAAAAGAUAAAAGAACUUGAUGGUUCUUUGAGACUCAGCGAGGCCAAGGUCCAAGACAUGAAGGAUGACGCUGACAAGCUUAGACGUGAUUUGGCCAAAUCUGAAAGCAUUGAGAAUGAGCUCCGAAAGAGCAUCGAUAUGCAGAGCAAGACUUCGCACGAAUACCAACUGCUUAAAGAUCAACUUCUGAACACUCAGAAUGAGCUCAAUGCUGCAAAUGCUCGCAAACAGCAAGUUGAAAAUGAGCUCAUCAAUGUUCGCAGCGAAGUGCGCGAUUACAAACAACGAGUCCAUGAUGUGAACAAUCGCGUGUCCGAUCUCCAGCGUCAAUUGCAAGACGCUAAUUCUGAGAAGAAUCGACUUGAAGACCGCCUUCUUUCAAUUGAAAAGGUGGUUAACACUCAAAGAGCAACCGAAACUGAGCUGCGCCAACAAUUGGAGAGCGCCAAAAAUGAUCGACGCUCGGCGAUCAAAGAGCUCGAGGAACUCAAGCGACGACUCAGUCAACUUGAGAAUGAUCGUCGCAACAACUCUCAACAAGCUGAUAGCUGGAAGAAGGAGAAGGCGACGUUGUUGAAAAAGAUUGAGAUGUUGGAGAAUGACAAACGGCGAACUGAUGCCGCCAUUCGGGAGACCGCACUUCAACGCGAGGCAAUUGAGAAGUCGCUCAACGCCAUGGAGCGUGAGAAUAAGGAGCUUUACAAAAACUGCGCUCAACUUCAACAGCAAAUUGCCCAACUCGAAAUGGAAAAUGGUAACAGAAUUCUUGAGCUCACCAACAAACAGCGCGAAGAGCAAGAGCGUCAGUUGACGAGAAUGCGUCAGGAGAAGCUCCAGAUCGAGAAAGUUAUUGAGAAUCGCGAGCGAACUCAUCGAAAUAGAAUCAAGCAGCUUGAAGAUCAAAUUGCAAUUCUUCGCGAUCAGUUAGACAGUGAACGUCGCCGUCGUAGGGAAUAUGUGGAUCGAUCGCUUGUCAGCGAUAUUGGAAGACUUGGAAGCAAUGUCCUUGGAAUUCGCAGCUACGGAGAUAAUAACAUUGAUGCUCUUCUUCAAGGUGGAAGCCGCUCUGUCGGAUUCUAUCCAAGAUCAACGUAUGCUUCAAAUCCAUUGACGCCGCCAUUGGGCACUUCAACGCCAACGCACCGCCCGCAAAUCUCGGACUUCCGCAGCGCCGUCGACGCCGGUAGCAGCUUCCGUCGCAAUCUUGGCGGCGACGAUACUGGAUCGAUUUAUGGAGGCCGCGAUUCGGUCUAUGGCGGUCGCGAUUCGUCAUUCGGCACACGCGCUGGCGAUUCGAUUUCGCGCGCCGGCGACAAUGCGUCUCGCGCCGGUGAGAGUAUCUCGCGUGACACCGAGCCACGAGAUCCGUCAAUCGUGGAAAUCCCAUCGAAUGAGGAUGUCAUGCAGUCAUCGCACAUCGAAACUCUUACACGCGCUCGCGAAGAUCUUUAA
Messenger RNA from Caenorhabditis bovis, 7245 nucleotides. The record is from the annotation of a GenBank genome assembly. Lineage: Eukaryota; Metazoa; Nematoda; Chromadorea; Rhabditida; Rhabditidae.